Nothobranchius furzeri (turquoise killifish) is the source of this 5285-nucleotide messenger RNA. RefSeq names its product organic solute carrier partner 1b (gene oscp1b). Gene Ontology annotation, biological process: transport. Lineage: Eukaryota; Metazoa; Chordata; Actinopteri; Cyprinodontiformes; Nothobranchiidae. Gene Ontology annotation, cellular component: plasma membrane; cytoplasm. The record is from RefSeq and is a predicted model, not a curated record.
UGAUUGGCUGCUUUCUUCGUGGCCUGGCAACCAGAAAGAGGCUUUACCAAACAUCAACCCCUGACUCCAUCCACCAGCCAUCGAUUGUUACCUGAGAAGAUUCAACACUCCAACUGCCAUCAUGUCUACGAGGACUCUGCCGCUGCUUUUUAUUAAUCUUGGCGGCGAAAUGCUUUACAUCCUGGACCAACGGCUUCGUGCUCAGAAUAUACCCGCCGACAAAGCUAAAAAAGUCAUGAAUGACAUCAUCACCACCAUGUUCAACAAAAAGUUCCUGGAGGAGCUUUUCAAGCCACAGGAGCUUUACUCCAAGAAGGCUCUGCGGACUGUGUUUGAUAGGCUGGCCCACGCGUCCAUAAUGAGACUCAAUCAGGCCAGUAUGGACAAGCUCUAUGACUUGAUGACCAUGGCGUUUAAAUACCAAGUGCUUUUGUGUUCCCGCCCAAAGGACAUCGUUCUUGUCUCCUUUAACCACAUGGAUGCAAUCAAAGACUUUGUGAAAGACACACCCAGCAUUCUCAGCCAAGUUGAUGAAACUUACCAACAACUCAUAGAGAUGUAUACGCCCUUAUGUAACGGUGAAUUCCAACUGAUUAGACAAACUCUUCUUAUCUUCUUUCAAGACAUGCAUAUAAGGGUGUCUAUUUUCCUAAAAGAUAAAGUUCAGAACUCAAACGGCCGUUUUGUGCUCCUCACCAGUGGUCCCGUGCCUCAUGGAACACAAGUUCCAGGUUUGAUAAGGACUUUUAGCUGUACUGGUGAAGAGCUGAACAGGCUGCAGUUCAUAAACGGAGGGGACUACACUUUGGCGCUCCGAGAAGGAUCCUUUGACAUUUUUGGAGACAGGGUUACAAAACUAGGCACCAACAUGUACAGUAUAAGCCGCCCCGUUGAAACACACAUCUCUGGCACAUCUAAAAACUCUGCUCAGCACACAAAGGUCAAUGCUGCCCCAAACCCUCUGGCCAAAGAGGAACUGAAUCUGUUGGCCAGGUUGAUGGGAGGCCUAGACGUGGAGAAACCAGGAAACACAGAAAGUGGCUUUAGGGUCAAUCUCUUUGCCACGGAUGAAGAAGAAGAAGAAGCAUUUUUGUCGAGACCGGAUGAGCUUUCAUAUGGAGUCAUAAACAUCCAAGCAACAAAGGACCGGCAGACCAAUGCAGAACUGGCCAAGAUCAUGGGAGAAUUCACCGAGUCUGGACCUCAAUCUCCCAGCUCUGGCAGCAAAGGAGACGACCUUUUGGCCAUGAUGGACGGUCUGUGACAGAGGUGCCCAUGAGCUUGGACACAAAAGUCAUUAACUCUCUCCUGAGAAUCAGUCUGUGGUCCAUUCCUGCAACAGCCUUCAGUUUUGGGCUGGUUUUAGGAUGUUUAUGAGAGCGGCUACUGCCACAGGUGCUGCUUUUCUCCAUUCAAUAAAAUUUGUUUUGAGCUGAGAUUAAGUUAAACUGUAUUCUAAAAGGAUGUUACAGGUAGCUUGUGUUUCUUAAAUUAACAUUUUUAACGUCAUCUUAGUGAACUACACUAAACGGAAUCAUUUUAUUUUAGACGUUGGUCACAAAUGUAAAACCACCACAGAGUUUCAAGGGUUUAAAGCAAAAUAAUCCCAUGAUUUACUCAGAGUUUAUUCUUGGUGAGGUUGUUAACCCUUUAUGUAUCCUAAUGAUCAUGUGAUGUAAAAUUAUAGGGUGGGAGAAUCAAUGAAAACACACAAAUCAAGGAAACACUUCUGCUGGUUUGAACUCUCUUUAAUUUUAAUCUGUUAAUAAAUGUCUCCGCCCAUCCGUUCAUUACCGUCCACUUGUCUGGGUUGGGGUCGCAGGGGCAGUAGCCUAAGCAGGGAGGCCCAGACUUCUCUCUCCUCAGCCACUUGGGCCUGCUCUUCCAGGAGAAUCCCAAGGUUUGUUUGUUUGUUUGUUUGUUUAUUAAGAUCCCCAUUAGCUGCUGACAUACAGCCGCUAAGGUGUUCCCUGGCCAGUUGAGAAACAUUGUCCCUUCAGCGUGUCCCGGAAAACCUCAUCAGGGAGGUGUCCAGGUGGCAUCCUAACUAUAUCCCCAAGCCACCUCAACUGGCUUUUCUCAGUGUGAAGGAGCAGCGGAUCUACUCCAAGCCCCUCCCAGAUGACUGAGCUUCUCACCCUAUCUCUAAUGGAGAGCCCAGCCACCCUGCAGGGAAAACUGGUUUCGGCCGCUUGUAUCUACAAUCUCGUUCUUUCGGUCACUACCCUAAAGCUUGUGACCAUAAAUGAGCGUAGGAAUGUAGUUCAACCAGUAAUUCAAGAGCUUCGCCUUCCAGCACAGAACAGACCGGUACAACACACUUAUCACUGCAGACACAGCACCAAUGCACCUAUCAACCGUGUGCUCCCUCUUUCCCUCGCUCGUGAACAGAGCAGGGUCCAGCCAGCCGCGCGGCGUUUCUGCUUGGGCUACGGAAACGCCUUAAUGGGGGUUGUAGCUUUUCACUAACCAAUCAGAAUGGACAUCAAAAUACGUUAUUUUCCCUGCUACGUUCAUCGAAAUAAAAGUCUACACUGAUUGAUCGCGUCGCACCGCCACGGCUAAAUAAAAGCCACCACACCUAUACAUUUUUUUUAAAGAUAUUGCCAUGACUCCAACUUGUUCUUUCUGUUUCGGAUCUUUAUUCCGGGUCACUGUUGGUCGCAACCCACGCCUUAACUUCAGGAAAAACAACGUUAACGUGGAUAAAGCAGGAGGCGGGACUUAAACACAGGUUCGGGUUUGGAGAGCAUGGAGCGUGCUCAUGUCAAACCAGUAGCACGAAAUGAAAGGGCAGGGUGAGCACAGCUGAUCAAUAACUGUAUUAAAAAAGACAGAACAGAUAGAUGAGCGGAGAAAAUAUCUUAUUUUGAAAUAUCGGAGGUGAAGUAACAUCUCAGGACCGAAUAAGAAGAAGGGGCUUCCCGUUUUGGAGGGGGCGUUCUCGUUUACAGACCAAAACGCACCUUUUAGCGGCUGGCUGGAUGAAUUUGCGUGAACAAGACUCCGAGAUACUUAAACUUCUCCACUUGAGGCAGGACCUUGUCCCUGACCCGGAGAAAGCAUUCCAUCCUUUUCUGACUCAAGACCAUGGUCUUGGAUUUAGAGGAUUUGAUUCUCUAAACGUCUCCCUACACUUUACGCAAAUGAGUUGACUAAGUUUAAAAGAAACUAAUUAAACAUAACCCAACACCACUACCCUGUGAUGGAGAUAAUGGUGGAGAAUGUGCAUCAGUGGGCUUCACUGUGACCCUGUUGUUAUAACAAAGUAUGACAAUACAAGAAUUUGUGAAUAUUAGGGGCAGCAGUGGCUCAGGAGGUAGAGCGGGUUGUCCAGUAAUCAGAAGGUUGUAGGUUCAAUCCUGGCAAGACACUUAACCCACCUUGCCUGCUGAUGGUGGUCAGAGGGACCUGUGGUGCCUGUGCUUGAAAGCCUGUCCUCUGUCAGUGCGCCCCAGGACAGCUGUGGCUACAUUGUAGCUUACCACCACUGUGUGAAUAUGUGUGUGAAUGGAUGAUUGAUGCACUUAAGUGUAAAGCGCUUUGGACUCCUCUGGCUUUGAAAGGUGCUGUACAAGUGUGGGUUAUUUAUCACUAUUUUAUUGUAAAAUGUAUUUUUUGUAUUUUCCUAUGUAUAGGGAAAUGUUGCUAAUUCAGCUUGUAUUAUAAUGUGCAAUUGAGUAUUUUGAAUAAAUAGAUGUUGAGUAAAUAGUUUGGGUUUGUGUACAAACACAUAAAUACUCAUUUCUAUUAAAGGAUCAGUAGAAUUUAAAUCCACAUUUAUCUUACUGAACAAAGCCAGCGUGGGAUGUCUACUGUUGCAUACCAAAAAGCCUGUGUUGUUUUCACACUGCUGUAUAUAUAAAUUAUUAAUGGCCGCCGAGAAACAGUUUGUUUUGCUGGCAAAAAAACACCAGAAUUGUAUAUUAACCAGAGAUGUCCCAUUCCGAUGUUGAUGUUGGGAGUAAUUUGAUAUCAGCCCAAAAACAGUGAAUCGGAUUAUAUCGGACGCCAUCAAAAAUCAAUAUAAGCAGUCUGUUCACAUUUUUGCAACCAACUGGUAAGAAAACAGUCAUUUGUUUUCAUACUUAUUGUUAUUGGCUUUUCUUCUCCGAUUGAGUAAUAUCACCUCAUCAAGCCUUUCAUACAUUCCACUUUACAUAAUAGGUAAAAGUAUGAUUAUUGCUGAUAUCGUAUCAGAUUGAUAUUGGUAUAGGUAAAUACUGAAGGCAGCAAUAUCGGUAUCGUAUCGGAAGUGGAAAAGUUGUAUCGGGACAUCCCUAAUAUUAACCAGUAACAGGAGCGUCCCAGAAGAUAUUUCCUUCUUCUGCUAAGAAGCCACAGCAUCUUUUUGCUUUACUCUAUUGGAUAAAGAAGGCUAGAGGCUAACUUUGAGCUAACAAUGCUAACGGCGAAUUUGAAGCUACUUUUUUGUAUCGCCGACAACUCGAUAUCACAGUGAAGUCAACUUACUGUGUGUGACUCUUGUCUGCUUGUCAUCUAGAGCAGGGGUGUCAAACUCAUUUUAGCUCAGGGGCCACGUUGCAAGAAAUCUAGUCCCAAGUGGGCCGGACCGGUAAAUUAAAAACAACUUCAGAUUGUUUUCUUUGUUUUAAUACAAUCAAUAUAAAACAAAGCUGGAGCCUGAGGACAGUGUAUCCAAAAUAGUACAAGUACAACACCUGAAGUGUACUUGAAAAUUUGAAAAAAUAAAUAAAUAAAUAAAUAAAAAUCCCUUAGUGAUUCAAAGAGCUUACAGAUCACAUGGCUAGAUCAGUUUCGUGCAGCACUUAAAGUUUAUUUGACUCAUUUUACUUUACAUCUUUUAGCUUUCACCAGCACAUCAAUAUCAGGAGUCACAUUUUGAGUGGCGGACAACUUCAGGAUGUGAUUCAAGUUCUUGUGUGAGCCUUGAGCACAGCUUUGUUUUAUUUAUACUCAUUACAGAGAAAACUUGCUCACAAAGAUACGUUUAUUAUCACUCUACAUUGUAAAGUAUGAAAAUAAAGUUUACACAAUCAUCUCGCGGGCCGGAUUUAAUUGCGGGCUGGAUCCGGCCCGCGGGCCGCAUAUUUGACACCCCUGAUCUAGAGUCUUCUGGUGCUGAUCUGUAACUGGCAACCGUCAUGAAACUCUUGAACCGGAGGGGCAUGUUUAAUACAUGGACUACAUUACCCAACUGUGACAACAGGAUGUAAUUUUUACUUCAUGCAUCUUUAAUAUUCAUGUCCUGACCUAGUGGGUGGGGCAAACCAGUCUUUUCAUUAAAGAUCUAAUUUAUCGGU